This is a messenger RNA of Thunnus maccoyii (southern bluefin tuna), 1681 nucleotides long. RefSeq lists its product as uncharacterized. The coding region runs from base 47 to 1681 and encodes 544 amino acids. NCBI's taxonomy places the organism in Eukaryota, Metazoa, Chordata, Actinopteri, Scombriformes, Scombridae. The record is from RefSeq and is a predicted model, not a curated record. The transcript has a single exon.
UGUACAGCAUUUAAAUAUAUUUUGUCUGUGUUGCAGUUAUGGCGUCAUGCAGUCAGUGCUGUUGGCUUCCUCGAUCAUUCUUCUCUACUGGACCAUCGCCUCCACUCAGUCACAUGACCCCACCAACUUCUCUCAAUGCUACAGGGUCAAAAGAGACCUGGCUCCAGGCUCCAAAGAUCAGGCAGAUAAAACAUUAAAUACUGUAAAAGACUCUCUGUCUGUAUUUAAAGAUGUGAUGGAGAAGAUCGACACCAAAAAGGUGUCAGCUGUGAUGCAGGGUCUCGCCAGCUUUGCCAGCGUGGCGCCUGGCAUUGGAGGUCUGGUCUCCUCUGUCAUAAACAUGGUGCUGGUCUUCAUCCCGCGAGAUGACCUGGUGCUGAUUGAGGUGAAGAAAGGGUUUGCUGAGGUGAACAGGAAGUUGGACUCUCUCUCCGUCCAGCUGUCCAGCCUGACAGCAGACGUGGAGUGGUUCAACUACGCCAGCGUCUAUUCUCAAGACGAGAUGCGCAUCGUCAACGCCUGGAAGAAGUUCAAUGAGUUUCGUGAGAACAGUGAGUUGGUACAAAGUCAGGAGGACAAACUCCGACUAGCAGAAAUAUUCACUAACUACUUUGAGAACACGGCAACUGAGCCCAGUGUGGCCAACCUCUACCAUUACCUGACGGUCAACAGCACGUCUCUCAGUGGAAACCUCAACGACCUGCUGAGGCAGAAGUUUAAAUGUGACAUCGGUGAGAUCGCUAAAUAUAACUUCUAUUUCAGCAGCUUGCUGUGGAAGGGGAUGGUGCUCAACCAGCUCUACUGGAGUCUGAUCGGCUUCAACUCAUCAGGCAAAGAGGCCCAACACACCCAGAUGUUCAAGGAUGUCUCCAGAGCGCAGUUAUCAGCGGUGGAGUUCUGCCUCGACAACUAUGAGCAGUACAUGAAGGAGGACGUGGUGAAGAUCAGCAAAGAACUCAGUCCUGAUAACAAACAAGACAUCGCUGAGAAGGUGAAAAAGGCUCUAUAUGAGAAGUACAACUGGUACAGCUGGAUGGUGCUGGUGUACGACACUAACAGAGAGAAAAACUUUAUCCUUUUUGAUGUGACUAAGAUCCCUGUGGGGGAGAUCACUGUGGCUGUGGGCUACACUCUGAUAGCGGAUGAGACACUGAGCCAAGAUCUGAAGGAUCUCGCCGACAUCUGCUUGAAAGGUAGAGACUGUGAGAAAAUGUCAGAGUUAGUACCACAAUGCUCUGUAGAAAUAGCACAAGGGGUAUUACUACAACUCAAUAAAUAUGUCAAGGUGACACAUGUCUCCUAUGGGGAAGACUUUGCUCAAGUCCCACAACCUUUUCAUCCAGUUGAAUGUCAGUGGGGUCGCAGUACAAGUAAAAUUUCCAUGUAUUACUCCCGCAAAGUGUCUGUCUGCGGCCCUGACACAUGUAAGAACGGUGGAGAGUGUAAGAGGCUGCUGGACUCCAAUGAGAGGUUUUGUAUAUGCCCAGAUGGUUACUGUGGAGACACAUGUGAAGAGAAUUCAGACACUAGCAAAGCCCCAACUACACAUAUACACCAACCUGUCCCUGACAUCACCACCAUUAACACCAAACUGAACAUGAUUGAGUCCAAACUGCAGGAGAUUCUCACCAGUAUCAAUGAGAGAUGUCCUGCUCAGCAGCAGAUACCUGCAGACCGCUGA